CCUCACAUGCCACACAUGUACAUGUCAAAACAUGGGCGAUUCUCAAAUUCAGAUUUCGUUACGUCCUUCAAAGGGCAGCGCCUCAACAGUUCUUGGCUUUUGCACCUCCAUCUCUUCGUCUUCGCCCCCUUGUGUUCUCUCUGUUGCAUACGAUGCUAUCUUUGACCUCCCUCGCCCUGCUUGGUGCCUCUUUGGUGUCAGCUCAAACGUUUACCGCGCCUGUUCCAUCGUACAGCGCCACAUACUUGCCUUACAAUGCUCCAAACCGGACGGAGAAAGGCCAAUUCGGUACCAACCAGUGCGGAACCAAGAGCUCUCAAGACAGCGUGUGUCAAAACUCGUACCUGAGCACACUCGACGAUUUUUGUCUUUGGGCGCCUCCAACACCAAACGGUCUCAUUGGGAAUACAGAACGUUUGGAAGUGGCCUGGUGUCUUCGUAGUGGCUAUGGUACUCGUCUCAUUCCGCCUGGAGCUAUCACAGGCGCCCAUUUCAUUCAGACGCCGAACUAUCUCCAGGUCACGGGGAUAGGUGACCUUACGAAAUUGAACAUUGCCAAGGGCGAUUCUGGCGGGGAACUUGACCCUCAUGGUGCCGAUGGUCUUGGAAAUCCAAUCGGUGGUCUCGUCUUUGGUUAUGGUGACGGUGGUGUUCUGCGUCAGUACCAUGAAUGGACCAACUUCAUGGCCGAUAAAGAAUUCUGCUUCCGCGUGUGCAAGGACCAACCUGGUAGCACGCAGUAUUGCCAGCAUGUUUACGAUGUUACGGGGUGUGAGUGGAACAUGCCAGGAAAUUAUACCCAGGGGUUCUCCUCCUGUCAGGGUGACUCGACUCUUCCUAUGGGCGUCUACGUCAGCAAUGGCGUAACAUCUACCUUCCACCAAGGUCAACCAAGCACACCCUCGCCUCACCCACCAGGAAAAUCUUCCGAGUGCACCUAUUUCGCCACACUCCCUAACGUGAACUCUCCUGCUCCUACCCCGUCAGAGACCCUCUUCGGUACUUCCAUCGUUGGUGGCUCAUCGGUUAGAAGUACAACGGGCACCACACCUGUGAACACGUCAGGUGGUGGUGGCACCAUCACGAGCGGGGCAACGAGCGGUGUGACGUCCGGGUCGACCCCUUCCAGCACUUCGAGGCGCGGAGCUGCUUCACCUUUGCUAGCUUAUGCAAAUAUGGGUGCGCUCUCGGGUGCCGCUAUGCUCCUUGGUGCUUCGUUUAUCUUUGCCGUUUAAGUUUUGCAAAGUACAGUAUUAUUUUCAAACCAAAAAAAACUUUUGAUUGGAGGGGAGACGUCUUCCGCCGCCACUUUUGGUGGUGUUUGGGUUUAUGAACGCUGACGAUGUUUAUGUAACGUAUCAAUUGCUUUGUAGAGCCUUUUCUGUUUGGCCGUUCUCAUGGAUAUUUUGGGGUACCCCCGGACACUGUCAAGAUGUGCACAAGGUCGUGUCCUAGUAGCUAGAUUUUUUCUUUUCCCAUUUCCACCAUUUGUCCAACGGAUCUUCACGUCUGUUUGUGAUGCACUUUAUGUUACUCAGAUGCAUGUGCCGUUCGAUGAUCUUCAUAUGUUAUAUUCCCACGGCACCCAACCUAAUCCGCGAUGCAUGAGCAGCAGCAAUUCACCCUGAGGAUCUGGAACUGGCACCAAUGUUAAUUACCUAUCAUUUUGAGUCAGUUCAAUUUGUGGCUUGACAUCUCCGUGG
Messenger RNA from Cantharellus anzutake, 1703 nucleotides. RefSeq lists its product as uncharacterized. The record is from RefSeq and is a predicted model, not a curated record. Lineage: Eukaryota; Fungi; Basidiomycota; Agaricomycetes; Cantharellales; Hydnaceae. The transcript has 10 exons. Bases 153 to 1235 code for a protein of 360 amino acids.